Molecule: messenger RNA, 1662 nt
Organism: Paramacrobiotus metropolitanus
Lineage: Eukaryota; Metazoa; Tardigrada; Eutardigrada; Parachela; Macrobiotidae
Product: mitochondrial folate transporter/carrier-like
Exons: 8
Coding region: 300-1322 (340 amino acids)
Biological process (GO): folate import into mitochondrion; nucleotide transport
Cellular component (GO): mitochondrion
Molecular function (GO): FAD transmembrane transporter activity; folic acid transmembrane transporter activity
Source: RefSeq, a predicted model, not a curated record
AGAAAUUUGAGAUUUAUGCGGGAUUGAGGUUAGAUCAAGUUACGGGUUACCAAAAAAGUUCUUGUAGUUAAGAUCUACAAGUAUGAUUUAUCAGCUGCGUAUAUUUUUGUUUUUUCGGAUUACUGAUGGGUGUACAUUUUGAAUGCAUUAAAUGGUACUCUUGCAGAGAAUCUUGUGAUAGAGCGGACUGAAUCUUGGAAUUUACGCAUUUAUGAGAAUAGUUGGAUUCUUGUAGUCGGAUAAAAUACUGAAAUAAGUUACAGGCAGUCGAAGCUGGCUGUUACUUCUUAUUGAAUCGGAUGGCUCGAAUGUCUUCGAGUUUUAGCGGAGAUGCCGACAGUCCUCCAAUAGCUCCUUCGAGCGCAUUGACUCGGCUAAAUUCAAUUUUGCAUCGUCCUGAACAGUUGGAGCAUCUUGUUGCUGGAAUCAGCGGUGGUGUGGUAUCCACUUUAGUAUUGCAUCCACUGGACUUAAUUAAAGUCCGAUUCGCCGUAAACGAUGGCACGUCACCGCACAGUGCUGUUGUCUCGCGUGGCCUCCGAUAUGCAUUUGCCCAUACCUGGCGAGAAGGCGGAAUCCGAGCCUUAUACCAGGGAGUUACGCCUAGCUGUCUGGGCGCAGGGACUUCAUGGGGAGUGUAUUUCUUGAUGUACAAUCUUACCAAAGAAUGGAUGGCUGGAAUUAAUAAUUCCACGGAAAACUUGACUCCGGUACAGCACAUGUUAGCAGCUGCCAAUGCAGGUGUUUGGACAUUAUUCGUUACUAACCCAAUCUGGGUGGUGAAGACCAGAAUAUGUCUGCAAUAUAAUCAGUCCGAAUUGGAUUUGCCGCAGAGUAAGCGCUAUAAAGGGCUUGUGGACUGUUUUGCAAAGAUUUACAAGUACGAAGGCAUCAGGGGCCUUUAUAAAGGAUUAAUACCCGGUAUGUUCGGUGUAUCCCACGGCGCUCUGCAGUUUAUGGCCUAUGAAGAAUUAAAAAAGCGUGCCAAUAAAUUCAAGGGAGCGGGUCCGGAAGCCAAAUUGGGCACUGUCGAAUAUUUGACUUAUGCAGCUAUAUCGAAACUUUUCGCGGCUACCGCGACGUACCCAUACCAAGUUAUCAGGGCUCGAUUACAGGACCAACAUAAAAAUUAUAACGGAUUGUGGGAUGUGAUUGUGAGAACAUGGAGAAAAGAAAGGAUACUGGGAUUUUACAAAGGUCUCGUGCCUUACCUCCUUGCCGUUACACCAAAUGUCUGCCUUGUUUUCCUGACUUACGAGAAACUGGCUCCGCGUGCAAAAGAAAAGCCGACGUUGAAAACUGAUAAAUCGCUGGAAUCUUAGCGUUUUGAAGUUUUCUAAGUUUUCCGGCAUGCUUCAAUAAUUUUUAAGAGUGCUUUAAAACUCAGGUUUUUUAUUGAAUUUUUAAAUUUGUGCCCGGAGUACUCGUAUAUGAAAAAAGGUGUACGUUUUGAAUAGAUUAGUUUGGGGAUUUUCUUGUGUUAGUACCGAUUUUUCGUGGCUCACUUCGUACUGUGAUUACAAAGAGUAUGUACAAAUAAUUGCUGGAAAUAUUCUAUCUUCAGCUACGAGUAGUGUUUUGAUUCUACCCUACUGGUAGUGAUCAUAUAUUUUUCGAUGUGUUGGGGAACUGGAUGAAGAACAAAUAAUGACGGAACUGUUU